AAUCUUGGAAAUCAAUCUACAAAAACUGAAUAAGUGGAAAAUACAGUCUCACACAUUUCAAAGAUUUCUUGGAAAACUAGUGAAGGGAAAAUUUUGAAACUUUUUGCAUGUAAAAAGGAAGGUGAGAAGCUCAUUUUUCCAAAGUUUCAAAUUUUUCUAGUAAAAAAUAACAACAUGAAAAAUCUUGGAAAUCAAUCUACAAAAACUGAAUAAGUGGAAAAUACAGUCUCACACAUUUCAAAGAUUUCCUGGAAAACUAGUGAAGGGAAAAUUUUAAAACUUUUUGCAUGUGAAGAAGAAGCAGCAGCGACGCUUAGAAGUGUGGUACCUACUGCCCGCGCGAAAUCUCUGUGAAGCAAUCGCAGUACCACUAUACACGGCGGUACGGUACUAUAAUACUACCUAACACAUUGUGUAUAUCGAUUAGAAAAAUGACCGAAGAAGUACCCGCAACGAGGUACGACUUGCCUCUAAAACAACUCAAUAGAAUCGCGAAACGGCCUCCGGUCGAUAUCGAGUUUCAGGAUUUGGUUUAUUCAGUUAGGGAUUCUUAUACUGGGACCGGAUGGCGUCAGCUUUUGAAAUCAAUCAAUGGGAAAUUUCGGUCUGGAGAAUUGACCGCUAUUAUGGGACCAUCGGGGGCUGGAAAGAGUACUUUGUUAAAUAUAUUGGCUGGAUAUGUAACGGCAGGAGUAAAAGGCAUGAUCAAAAUCAACGACCGUCCACGCCAAAUGAAACAAUUUAACAAAAUCUCCGCCUACAUAAUGCAAGAGGACAUGAUCCAACCGAGACUUACCGUUGAAGAAUCCAUGAUGUUUGCAGCCAGAUUGAAACUUGGACCCGAAAUCGGCCAAUCUGCAAAAGAAGAAGUUGUGCUUGAAGUAAUCCAGCUUCUAGGGUUGGAAAAGUGCUACAAAACACGAAGCGAGUUUUUGUCUGGGGGACAAAGAAGACGACUUGCAGUAGCUUUGGAGUUAGUUAACAAUCCGCCUGUGAUUUUUUUGGAUGAACCAACAACUGGAUUGGAUAAUGUAGCCAUCAAACAAUGCAUAGAAUUGCUUAAGAAAAUUACCAAAUUGGACAGGACUGUGAUUUGUACCAUACACCAACCUCCUGCGUCGUUGUUUCAAAAUUUUGACCAGGUUUACGUAUUGGCAAAAGGAAACUGCGUUUACAAUGGAUCACCUGAAAAGUUGGUGCCUUUUUUGGCUCAAGCCAAUUUCCCGUGUCCUUCUACUUACACUCCGGCCGAUUAUGUCAUUGAAAUAAUCCAAUCGCAUCCAGAAUCUAUAAAUUUGAUGACGAGUAUUAUACAAAAUGGUAAAACCAAUAUGAUGAUUAGAAAGGAGGAAAUGUUGUCGACAAUGGGACAGGAAAUUGUGGAAAUUGCUACUGUAGCUACAAGUAAGGACAACUCCAAUCCAGACCAAGCAGACAUCAUCUUCCCCCUAUCAGUUUGGGGCCAACUCAUCAUCCUCCUAUCCAGAACCUACUUGCAAAUGCUCCGCCACCGCAGCGUAAUGCUCAUCCAGAUAAUCCACCAUUUAUGCUCCGGCCUUUUAAUAGGAGGCAUCUUUUUCAAAUUGGGAAACGACGCCAGCCAAACCAUGGCUAUUUUCAAGUACAUAAUCAGCGUUAAUGUGUUCUUUAUGUACACUUAUGUAAUGGUACCUGUACUUGUUUUUCCUAUUGAAGUAAAACUAAUGAAACGUGAAUAUUUCAAUAGAUGGUACAGUCUAAAGGCCUAUUAUAUGGCAUUUACAAUUGCCUCUUUGCCUUUGAUGAUUUUAUGCAGCAUAAUGUUCCUUGUAAUUGUGUAUUUUUUAACUAAUCAACCCCUAGAUUUGGACAGGUUUUUGUGGUUCUCUGCUUUGAGUAUUGUUGUAGGCCUCACCUCACAAGGCCUUGGCUACUUUAUCGGCUCAAUUUUUAGCAUAACUAAUGGUUCUGUUGUUGGUUCUUCAGCUCUGGCGCCUCUAUUAGCUUUGGCAUGUUAUGGAAUGGGAUAUAGAGCUGCAAUAGAGCCAGUAAUGAAGGUCAUUAUAAGUUUUAGCUAUUUGAGGUUUGGAGUUGUAGGCCUUAGUACAGCUCUAUUUAAAAACAGAGAGCUUAUGAAUUGUCCAGAGGAUAUUGUUUAUUGUCAUUAUAAAAAUCCAGAGGCAUUAUUGAAAGACAUGGGUAUGCUGGAAGAAGACUACAAGAUUCAGUUUUAUAUUAUUCUGGCCUACUUGGUACUGUUUAGGGUAUUGGCCUAUUGCUCCUUGAAGUACCGUUUGACGUCGGAACUGCGCAACACCAUUGUUUUCUAUGCGGCCAAAAUUGUCAGGCAAAAAGAAUGAAUUUAGAUUUUUAAAUUUAUUUAUGUAUCCUAUUCACAAUAUGUAGUCCAAAUGCAAAUGUACAGGUAAAUGUAUCACCUUUCCCUAUCAAAGAGCAUUGAAAGGUGAUACAUUUUACCUGUACCUUUGGACUACAGAUUGUGAAUAGACAAUAUAUGUACUUGCCAGUUAUUGUUAUUUUAGUAUUAAUUGUGAUAUAUAUUUUUUUGUUUUGUUAAUAAAACCAUUUUUUAAUUACUUAUGUAUGAUCACAGUAUUAUUUAUUCAUCAAACUUUUUCCAUUUGUAACAUUUGCUCUUCCUCCUCGUCUCCACCCCUAUCACUUUUAUUAUUAACAGGAUUUUGCGAAUACAAAUAAAUAGCAUACAUUACAGUACAAAUACUCAAAAUAGUAUUCAAAUAAAUAGGAAUUCCAAAUAAUACAAGUGAUAAUACUGCAGUCAAAAUCAAUUCCAACGCACUUGCAAAAGUUUUCAAUAUAGAAUUUAAAGUUUUCAAAAACAAACUGGUAACAAUACCUACUAUAGCAUUAUUAAGCAUCACUAAAAGUACCUUAUAAUGCAAAACUUUCACUAAAUUAUCAUACAAAAACGCAGUAGCAAUUGACCCAUUCACCGACAACAAGGCAACAUUGCAAAUAAUCGAAUCCAAAUACAUAAAAACAUUUUGCACGAAAAUAUUAACAUCGUUGCCUUGAUUCUUUAACAAAUACUCAUUAUAUACACCAGCAAAACAAGAACAAACAAUUUGUAUAAAUAUUAAUACAGUUCCUAAACUUAAGGCUAAAGAUUGGGAUUUGGUGGUUGUUUCUUCUUGAGGUUGGUUCAUGGGGAUUUGCUUUAGCAUGCAGCCUAUUGUCAGGAUUAUUAGAGAGAGCCAUUGCUUUUUGCUGAGGAGUUUGUUGAAAAUUAGCU
This is a messenger RNA of Ceutorhynchus assimilis (cabbage seed weevil), 3253 nucleotides long. NCBI's taxonomy places the organism in Eukaryota, Metazoa, Arthropoda, Insecta, Coleoptera, Curculionidae. The record is from the annotation of a GenBank genome assembly.